Bradysia coprophila is the source of this 1108-nucleotide messenger RNA. Its product is annotated as 4-hydroxy-2-oxoglutarate aldolase, mitochondrial-like. Lineage: Eukaryota; Metazoa; Arthropoda; Insecta; Diptera; Sciaridae. The record is from RefSeq and is a predicted model, not a curated record. Gene Ontology annotation, molecular function: 4-hydroxy-tetrahydrodipicolinate synthase activity.
UAUUCGAGUGAUAACAUUUGUCGACAACGAGUAUAGCAAAGUCUUCAUUAUCUUUUGUGAAUAAGAAAUAACAACGACGAAUUGAGUUUACUUUAUUCAGUUUGUGAUUUUCAAGUUUGUGAAACAUAUUAACUAAAAUUUGAGUGACAAUGAAUAAAAGCAAAUUAAAUCUGAGUGGCAUAAUUGUAGCAAUUGCGACACCAUUUCAAAAUAAUCCGCAACAAUCUGUUAAUUACGAUAAACUCACGGAAAAUGUUGCUCAAUGGGAGAAAAUACCUUUCGCAGGAUAUUGUAUUGGCGGAUCUUACGGAGAAUGGCCCUUCUUGACCAAUGAUGAAAAAAUUCAGAUUCUGAAGACCGUCAAAUCGUUGGCUCAUCCUUCGAAAUUUGUAAUGGCUGGAACUACAAGCGAAUCUACAAAGCAAAGUCUCGAUCUCAGCUUGGCUGUAGCUGAAGCUGGAGCUGAUGCGAUCCUGCUUCAAGCACCCCACUAUUUUAGGUCGCGAAUGACGCAAAACAGCAUCGUGGAACAUUUCACAACAAUUGCCGAUGUCAUACCCAUACCUGUGGUAAUAUAUAAUAACCCUGGUACUACUGGAAUCGAUAUAGGGGUGGAUACAAUCGAUAUAUUAUCUAAUCAUCCGAACAUUAUUGGUGUUAAGGAUGGAAAUGCGUUCAAGCUCGGUGCUAUCGUCGAAAAAACCAAGAACAAGGAAUUUCAGGUAUUGGCUUCAUCUGCCGGUGAUCUUUUGCCAGCUUUGCUUAUGGGUUGCUGUGGGGGAAUGAGUGGUCUAGCAGGCAUAUUAGGAGGUCCUAUAUGUGAAAUGUUUACCCUAGCUCAGGCCAAUGAAUGGCGUAAGGCGGCAGAAAUCGAAAAACGACUCGUUUUACCAGAUUUCUUGCUUCUGAAAGAGUACGGACCACCAGCUUUAAAAGCUGCUAUGGAUAUGUUGGGAUACUAUGGAGGUUCGUGUCGCAAGCCCUUGCUUCCAUUGGAUCCCGAAGUGAUAUCGAAUAUUCGACAAGUUCUGCAGACGAACGGCCAUCUGUAAUUAUACGAACCGAUGGUUCAGAAUUCGUCAUAUUAAAUAAAAUUUAUGAAGAAUUA